CUACUUGUCUGUCAAUUUUUGACAAUGACAAAUGUCAAAUUAGAUUGUGAGUGAAAGAAAUUGCUUCAAGAGUUCACGUGAACGGACGCCCGUCGUUAAGGGAUAAAUACGAUUAAUAUUAAUUUACUGAAACCCCGCCGAAAUGAGCGAUAACGAAAAGGAAGAAGCUGCUAAUUUGAAGGAGGAAUUUGAAUGGGUAUUACGUGAGGAAGUUCAUUCCAUAUUACAUCAGCUGCAUUCGGUUUUAGUGGAGUGUGCUCAUCGGUUCCCGGUGCCUCUGUAUGGCAACGAGGGCCAGAAGCAGGAUAAGUUCAUCCUUACCUCUCAGCCGGAACAACUGAAAUGCAUCGUCACAUUGACCGGAGAUAGUAUUACACAUGCUGACAUAAGCUUUAAGGUGCUACGUCAGAUGCACACGAUAUGUCGUACGUCAAUCAACCAGGAUGGGCCGUGGAAGCUGCAGCAAAUUCAAGAUGCUGCCAACCAUCUGCAGCAAGCUAUCGGAUACAUUGACAAUGUGGAUAAGCAUUAUGUGUUUAGAUCAUCUGAAGAGGUGUUGCACAUAAUCCAAUGCUUAAUUGGAUCACUGCAGAGAGCUCGAACUGCCUUAGUGUUGCCCAAGAAAAAAGCAAUUGAUGAGCUUAUGAAAAGUAGAAAUAUGAAAACAAAUUUUCCCUUUCAGAAAGCGUUGUCACCAAACCUACCUGAAGACCUAGCGAUAUCCUUCUACAUUCAGUCGCACAAGUUGAUUUUUGUGGCGUAUCAGUUAAGUUCUGUGCACGGGACGAUGCGGAUCGACUCUUGUCAGGCGGACUGCGCCGUUCCUUGGCUGAGCGAUGUGCUGUUCAUGCUUACAGCCGCAUUGCAUAUGUGCCAGCAGCUUAAAGAUAAGCUCUGUGUUUUCUCGCAAUACAAAGAUUUCACAGUGGGAUCAAGAUCUGCCUCUAUGGUGUUAAACUAACUACUAUGUUACCGAUGUUACCUACGUAUUUAAUUAUUGAACGAAAUAAGUACGUUUGUACGUAUGUGUAUUUAUUUAAUUAUAGUUAUCGAGUCCAUUGUUGAUAUUCUUGUUGAGUAUGUUGUAAUAUAAUGUAUAAUAACUUAUUUAGGUAUAAAAUAAGCGGGGUUACGGUUCUGUGUUUAAUUUGACGAACGGUUGUUUGGAAUACUUCUAUUGUUCACAAUCUAUGAAGUGAUUUUCUUUUCGCUGCGUUUGUAAUUUUGACAUUAAUAUAUACAGGGUGUUAGUGACAUCGUAACGAAUACUGAGGGGGAUGAUUCAGACCAUGAUUCUGAGUUAAUAUCAAGUGGAAUUUUCCGUCGCAAUAUUCAUGUUUUUUUUUAGUUUUUUUAAUUAUUUUUAAUUCUAUACUUUUGCGAUCGAAAAUUCCACUUGAUAUUAACUCAAAAUACUGAGCUAAAUCAGCCCCCUCAGUAUUCGUUACAAUGUUACUUACACCCCUUACCAGUACUACAGGUAGCCAUACAAGUAGGUGUGGGUGUUAGUGACACCGUAACGAAUACUGAGGGGGAUGAUUCAGACCAUGAUUCUGAGUUGAUAUUAAGUGGAAUUUCCGGCCGAAAUUAUUAUUAUGUUUUUUUAAAUUAUUUUCCGUUCCAUACUUUUGCGACGGAAAAAUCCACUUGAUAUCAACUCAGAAUCAUGGCCUGAAUCAUCCCUCAAAGUUUUCGUUACGAUGUCACUAACACCCUGUAUAAUAUUUCUAACAUUACGUAAUAUCUCUCUAUUAAUGUAUUAUUUUUCUUGCUAAAGUCUACUUAAGGGGUGAGAUCGUAACGGGUGAGAAUGUAAAAGAGGUUCAAGUUUUUCAAAUUAAACACAUAGCCAAAUGAUGUGGACAGCCUAGUUCAAAUCUAUUUAUUUUUGGUGCUUUUAUUAGUUUUACUAGAGCAAUUUUAUAGCCAGAAAUCAGCUACUCCAUCACAUAAAUACAUCGUAUAAGAAUCAGGAGGCUAAUAUAUUGAAAUGCCAUAGCAAUGCUGUGCGUAUUAUAAGUUAUUAUUAUUGUAAUAGUUUGUAUUAUACAGUUUGGUAAAAAAGAGUAGAAAUAGAAAGCGAAUCGAGUUUACUUUUUUAAACAGCAAUUAUAUAUUUCGAUCUUUUUCAAUUCUCGUCAAGGUUCUUAAUCUCCGCGUUUUUAAUCGACAGUAGCUGCUGACAGCUAAAGCGCUAUAAUUUUACUCUUUUGCGGACUGUAUUUUUAUUUAGUUUCCAAACUAGAUCUGAAGGGUAAUGAAUGGAGGCAACGGGAAGCAAUAAAGCUUCGAUUUUAAUCUUCAAUACGUGUGUAUACUUUAAGUGAUGUUAGGUAUUGUAACAGCACACAAAAUUGCAAUUCUUCGAAUGCAUGUAGUCAAUUAAGGUAUAAAUAUGAUAUGAGACUAUGGAAUAGUGUAUUCGGUUGAUAGGAUCAUACAUAUUUUUAUUUAACCAUUGCACUGUUCAAAGUAUGUAAGUAGUUAAUGGGAGUUGAAGCCCAAUAAUCCACUCAACUUUAAUAAAAAGCCAGAAAAAUAUGACAAAAUACUAAAGUUAUAUAAGAACCUUAAAUAGAUAAAAAUCACACAAUUUAACGCCAGUUUAAAUACAACUUAUUUUUAUUUGUAACAAGUUAAAAAUAAACUGAAAACAUCAAAAUAUUUUGAUUUGUUGAAGAAUUGUAUUCAUUACGUAAUCAAAUCACCGAUUAUUUUGCACGAGGGAUUUAUUAAUAAACAUCCCUAUGUUAAUAUGGCCAUAAAACUAGGAUAAUAAUAAUAAAUUCAAACAACGGAAUUGGAAAUUAAUAUUAAAAAUUGUAUUUUUUGUGCACUUUAUUAAGCUAAUACGUAUUAUUAACGCACUUUCUUAUAAUAUUCAUAAAAAUAUUUGGAAGUGUGUUUAGAUGUUACUAACAUACUUCUUUUUACUACGUAUCUACUUAUGUUAUCCAUGUGUCUUUAAAAGCAAUGUAAUCUAUUUAAAAUACUUUCAUUAUUUAGUUUAUUUUUCAUAUCUUAAAUUAUACCAAUAGGGGAGAGUAAGAGGAGAAAGGAUAGAUUUCAAGUUUUGAUUAUAAAGUCUUCUACUUAUAUCAUGCAUGUACGAUCAAAUUAUUUAUUUGACAUGUUUGACAAUAAACUUAUUAUACUUAUUAGUAUUAUUAGUCUCAAGACUAUUUUAACUGUACUGUAUGAAAUAAACAGUUCUUGUGAUUGUGUUAAGUAUAUUUAAAUAAACAAAAUGAAAUUA
Molecule: messenger RNA, 3256 nt
Organism: Pectinophora gossypiella (pink bollworm)
Lineage: Eukaryota; Metazoa; Arthropoda; Insecta; Lepidoptera; Gelechiidae
Gene: rogdi
Product: protein rogdi
Exons: 7
Coding region: 143-961 (272 amino acids)
Cellular component (GO): RAVE complex
Source: RefSeq, a predicted model, not a curated record